GGGAAGAGGAGGGGCGGUUUGAAGUGUUUGCCUGGCCUCCCUCGCUUUGCGGGAGGGGUAUUUUCGCCAGGAUCUCAUGAUGCUGCGUCCGCGCACGACGCUGGCCCUGCGCCAGCCGAGCGCCCUGCAGCGGAUCAUCGGCCAGCCCACCAGCGGCCUCACCCACGUCCACAACCAGAGCCGCGCCAUCAGUGGUUUCCCCAGCUACUCGAUAGCGAUGCCUGCGCCGCCGCCCCGCGAGUACAACCCAGAUGGCACGCCGUAAGAGGACCCACGCAGAAGCCGCACACGCGUGGCCACCAAAGAGAAGAGAAGGGGGCAGUCUCAUCAAUCGUUUGUUUGUUUGUUUGUUUGUUUGUCUUGGUGUCUGUCUGUCUGUCGACGCAUCUCUCACUGUGAUAUAUUCUCAGCCGCAAGUAUCGGCUGAUGAUGUGGACGUACGACCACCCGUACGACUGGGAGCGGUGGGUGAUCUUCCCGGAGGGCUGCUUCCACACCUACUACUAUGGCACCUUCGCCAGAGACCUCCCCUGGUAGGGCGUGCGCGCGCACACACACAGGGAGAGCUGGAGAGAUGAAGAUCUGCAUCUGGCUGAUGAAUGGAUGGCACGUGUGGUGUGUGCACCACACUUGAUGUGGAUGUGUGUGUACUGCAGGUACACCGCGUGGUGGGCGUCCUUCCCUCUCUAUGCCACGCUACUGCCGACGAUCGUGUUCUUCUAUCUCCUCGCCAGUUUCGGUGUGCAGGGAGGAGCCAUCGGUGAGUGAGCUCAGCUGAGCAGACCAUCCACAUUACAGGGGAGGGGAGGGCGACAAAGGGGUGGGUGUCGUUAUCGACUGUGUGCCUGUCUGUCUGUCUGUCUGUCUGGGUGUGGUGUAGGUGUCAAGCCGAAGCGUUACACGGUUGAGUGGCAGGAGGCCGAAAAGGAGCGCGACAGAGCCGAGAACGCCAACCCAUGCACCAGAUACCUCGAGAGACGCCGGAAGGUACACACACACAGGCGGAUACACAUGUACGACACCUUGCACGUGUGUGUGUCUGCGUGUUGCUGCUCGCCUCUGUCGUGCUGUCUGUAACAGGAGCGUGGGUCGAAUUGGCUGCUGGCCGACUUCAUGCCCAAGCACCCCUACUGGCCAUACAUGCGCAACCACCACGACACCGAACUCCUACGCGAAAUGGGUACCUACACACACCACCCACACCCUCAUGUGUGUGGUGAUGUGAUGUGUAAUGUUUGUGUGCUGCCUUGGCCCACCCAUCCCUUUGUCCGUCGAUCAGAGCGCAAGAAGGCCCGUGCGUUGCGCAAGGCAGAGCGGGAGGCUGCUGCGGCUGCUGCAGAGGAGGGCGGGGAGGACGAGGAGGGCGGUGACGACGAGGGCGAGGAGUGAGCGAACGAGGAAUGCAGUGGAACGCGACAACAUGGGAGCGGGGUGUGUGGGCGGACACAUGUAGCUAGCUCUUCGAAGUGAAGUGUCGAGAGGGGAUGUGGUGUGGUCUGCGGGUCAGUCAGUGUGGUUUGUUUCGUUCGUUGUGGUGAAUGCGUGGAUGGACGGAUGGGUCUUCUGCGUGCGAGGCGUCGGACUCACGAGGCACGGUGGCUGUGUUGUACUUGCACCCGUACAAACACUGCCGUCGGUUUUGUGGGCCAGACGUCUCAAUUGCAGGGGCCCGACUGAGUCCACCUUGCUGCAUAGGUGCAUGGCGUGUCCAUCCAUCCAUCCAUGUGUGUGUGUGUGUGUGUAUGUUUCAAGUGUCUCACGCAUCUCC
Molecule: messenger RNA, 1768 nt
Organism: Vitrella brassicaformis
Lineage: Eukaryota; Vitrellaceae
Source: the annotation of a GenBank genome assembly